This is a messenger RNA of Talaromyces marneffei, 2556 nucleotides long. RefSeq lists its product as uncharacterized. Lineage: Eukaryota; Fungi; Ascomycota; Eurotiomycetes; Eurotiales; Trichocomaceae. The record is from RefSeq and is a predicted model, not a curated record. Gene Ontology annotation, molecular function: protein binding. Gene Ontology annotation, biological process: maturation of SSU-rRNA from tricistronic rRNA transcript (SSU-rRNA, 5.8S rRNA, LSU-rRNA). The transcript has 2 exons. Gene Ontology annotation, cellular component: nucleolus. The coding region runs from base 1 to 2556 and encodes 851 amino acids.
AUGGGGAAGAAGUCGUCGCGCCCACCAGCUUCAAAAACUGCUUCCGCAGCACAGCCCGCAGCCUCCGGAGCAACUGUCUCUGGCAACAAAUCUUCCAUCAUACGGGCUGCGUUCUCGCCGUCCGAAUAUCAAUUGGCCCUCUUUGCGUCAGUUAUCCAAGGUCUAGAUUCGCAACAUCUCCGCAUCCAUGACAUUCACACCGGUGCCUUGCAAUGCGAACACAGUGUAGCUCCCAAGGAGUCGAUUACUUCAUUAGACUGGGGUUAUUUGGGUGGUCAGAGAGAACAAGGGUCCAAGAAGAAGAGGAAGAGGAAGUCUGAUGUCAAUGGCUCUGCUGAAGACAAGUUCGGCCGUGAGGCCGUUGUUGCUUUUGGCACAAGUUCAUCUGAUAUUCGCAUGUACUCUCCAGCGGAAGAUAAAGUUCUCUGUACUUUGAGUGGUGUUCACGAGGGAGGUAUCAAGGAUUUUAAGUUUACUACUGGAGAAUCUACAUCUCAGGGCUGGAGUAUUGGCGGUGAUAACAGGCUUGUACAAUGGGAUCUCAACACCCGCCAAAGCAUCAGAAUUAUAAACAUUCCCACCACCUCGACUGUCUCAGCGCUCUCGCGACCUCUUCUUUCCAACCCUCCCGUGAUUUGCGCCACACAGACUCCUAUCAUUCUUGACUUCGAAAACUCUGACGCCGAGUCCCUUACCUUCCCUUCAUUGACCAGUCCCAUCCAUACCCUUAUUCCAUCAUCCACUCUUUCAGUCAAAGAUGCCAAUUUCAUCGCAGCCGAUAAUGAGCGUUAUAUCACUGUGUUCGAUCCGAAGACUCAAGGAAUCGCAUACAAUCUGGUUGCUGAGCAGGAAGUCACAUCCCUGUCAUUAUCUUCUCAGGUUUCGGAUAAAACCGAAGAGGGUCCAAACGAGAAACAAGUUCUCGCAGCCUUAGUUGAAGACGGCACUGUCGAAUUAUUCAGCAGACCCUUCUCGCAGACUAUCGGACAAAAUGGCACAAAAGCCACCAGCCAGAAAGCCAGAGCAAAGCAAAUGAUUCGCAAAGCUGACGCUAUACUGAAGAUCUUGCGACCGGAUACCAGAAAAGCCGUUUCCGCCGUUCAAGUGGGUUUCCAGGGACCAGAACUAUACAUUGCCUGGGCUGAAGGGGGUGUGAAUGUGAUCUUUGAGCGCGUAAGGUGGCAGGAUCAAGAUACAGGAGAUCUCGUAUUCUCUGGUACUACUGAUAUCACAGCUCGCAAAUCUGCUUCGGCGCUUAAGUCUGCUGCUGUGAUCGAGGGACAACGGGCCAGCAAAUCGCACGUCAAUGAGAAUAGCACUAUUGUUGAGUCGGGGCUUUACUCUGAGGAUGUUGAGAUGAAUGAUGCACAUGUCGAAGAUGAUGCGGUGUCGAUAUCAGACGCCGAAGACCACUCUGACAUUGAGACCGAGACUACCCAAAAACGACAAACCAAGAAAGUCAACGGUGUCAACGGCACCAGCAAAGACACAGAUAUGCAAGAAGCCGCUGCUGCGGAACAAGACGAGGAUGAGGAAGACGAAGGAGGAGAACUCACAUUCGGCGAACUCGUCCAAAGGAGCUCAGCAAUCGACGUUGAGGCAGAGUUAGAAGAUAACGCUGGCGCUGGGGCGUUAGUACCUGGCUUAUCCAGCAACACGAACCAAACCGUUGCACAGAUCCCAUCGGGCGUAUCCCUGUCAACCGUUCUUACUCAAGCUCUCAAAACGAAUGAUUCGGAAAUGCUAGAAUCUUGUUUCCGUACCUCGGACGUGAACAUCAUCCGCACAACCGUUCAACGACUAAACUCCGCACUCGCAGGAGCCCUGAUCCAACGACUCGCAGAACGCAUGGCGUCCCGACCCGGCCGAUACGGACAUCUACUUGUCUGGGUACAAUGGACAUGUGUCGCGCACGGAGGCGCCAUCGCCGGCAAUACCGAGAUUCUCAAGCGCAUGACCUCACUCUACAAAGUCAUGGACCAACGCUCCCGCAGUCUCCCUUCUUUGCUCCUACUCAAGGGCAAACUCGACAUGCUCGAUGCUCAGAUUAAUCUUCGACAGUCAAUGGCCGAUAGCAGGAAACACGGUAUGGACGACGGUGGCGAGUCCCUGGAACACAUCACUCAUUACGCGGGUGUGAGCAACGAUGACAGCGAUGCCGAGCGACGUCGUAAGCGCAAGAAGACAUUGUCACACAUCAAGUCCAAAUCAGCUCUCGAUGGAGCCGACGAAGAAGCCGAUGAAGACGAUGAGAUGGCCGAUGAAGUCGGCGGACUCGCAUCCGAUUCCGACGAAGAAGAAGGCAGCGAGGAAGACAUGGACGAAGAAAUCGGUGACAUGAUCGAUAUCGAAGCCGAAGAAUCUCUUGACGACGAGGAUGAUGAAGAAGACGAUGAAGAUGAAGAAGAGGAAGAUUCAGACGCAGCCAGCGACAUGCGCGACUUUAUUGCUGACUCAGAAGUCGACGAGGAGCUAUCUGCAGAUGAAGUACCAGAGAAGAUAUCCGUGCCACCACCAUCAAAGAAAUCGAAAUUGAAUCAUAAAUCGCGGCGCUAA